AUGGGUGGCGGAGAGAGGACUUCCGCCGUGGUCCUGGGUGCUCACAGCGCCGCCCCGGCCGUCACCUUGGUGAAGCGGAGCAAAGAGGCCACGCAGAGGCUGCAGCAGUUCUUCGAGGGCGGCCAGUUCGCCAUCCGCUGGGGCUUUAUUCCGCUUGUGAUUUACCUGGGAUUUAAGAAGGGUGCAGAUCCUGGAAUGCCUGAACCAACUGUUUUGAGCUUACUUUGGAGAUAAAGGACUGUCUGGUCAUCUUGAUUUGGAAGCAAUCUAUAGACAGUAACAACAUGGAAGGGGUGCCUUCCGGCUGGCAUAAGAGAUGAGACAUCGUUCACACGUUCACCAAUUGAAUGGCACAGGGCUCUUAGAUGCAUCUGUGACAGAGUGGAACCUCUACUGACUUAUUUAUGGUAGACUGCAUCAAAACAAAUGUUUUUUUAACAGUGUUAAAAAAAGAAAAAAGAA
This is a messenger RNA of Pipistrellus kuhlii (Kuhl's pipistrelle), 462 nucleotides long. Its product is annotated as mitochondrial import receptor subunit TOM7 homolog. The transcript has a single exon. The record is from RefSeq and is a predicted model, not a curated record. Gene Ontology annotation, biological process: protein import into mitochondrial matrix. Bases 1 to 234 code for a protein of 77 amino acids. Gene Ontology annotation, cellular component: mitochondrial outer membrane translocase complex. NCBI's taxonomy places the organism in Eukaryota, Metazoa, Chordata, Mammalia, Chiroptera, Vespertilionidae.